Molecule: messenger RNA, 1840 nt
Organism: Paramisgurnus dabryanus
Lineage: Eukaryota; Metazoa; Chordata; Actinopteri; Cypriniformes; Cobitidae
Gene: chad
Product: chondroadherin
Biological process (GO): positive regulation of synapse assembly; axonogenesis
Molecular function (GO): protein binding
Source: RefSeq, a predicted model, not a curated record
UUUGCUGUCUGUAUGUGUGCUGCAGGAGAAUCCUUGAGUACAGAAGAGUGAACAGACAGACAGCGUAAAGCAGACAGACUAACCCACCGAUUCAUCAUGCAGACCUUAAGCUUCUUUCUAGUUGUGUUUUUACAGGUUUCUGCCCCCUUUGUGUCUUCUGCACCAACUCAGUGUCCGAGCCUGUGCCAUUGCCACGGGGAUCUUCAGCAUGUUAUCUGUGACAACGUGGGUUUGAAAAAGAUCCCUCGUGUAUCCGAGGCCACCCAACUGCUCAACCUCCAACGUAACAACUUGGGAAAUCUUCCAACCGGGGGCUUUAGCGAGAUGAAGGGGCUCAUUUCUCUGCACCUGCAGCAGUGUCAGAUUCGGGAGAUCUCCAAACAGGCUUUCAAAGGACUGAAUAAGCUUAUCUACCUCUAUUUGUCUAACAACGAGAUCAGCGCCAUUAAACCAGGAGCGUUUGAGGACCUUACUGAACUGACGUAUCUGCACUUGGAUGGUAACCAAAUCUCGAGCCUUUCAAAGGGCAUCUUCUCUCCCAUGAUCAACCUGUUUACCUUACAGCUUGACAACAACAAGCUCCGUGAACUGCAGCCAGGUACCUUCACGGGUGCUAAAGAUCUCAGAUGGCUCCAUAUGAGUGGCAACGAGUUAAGUGCCCUGCUGCCGGGAUCUCUUGAUGAAGUGGAGAACCUGGCCAUUCUAACCCUGGACCGCAACAAGCUGUCCACCUACCCUAUUCAGGCUAUGAGCAAGCUGCGUGUUAUCGAGGAACUCAAUCUGUCCAAAAAUCCUCUCAACUUCAUACCCGACUACGCAUUUAGGAGUUUUGGACGCUAUAUGGAGAAGCUUUAUCUAAACGACAUGGGCUUGGAGAAGUUCUCCAAUGCUGCCUUUGAGGGAGUGACCGCUCUUAAAUCUCUGCAUCUUGAGAACAACAAACUAAGGUCCCUGUCGAACAGCCUGGAGUUCACCACCCUCCAAAACAUCACUCUGUUUAACAACCCAUGGAGCUGCACCUGCCAGUUAGCCAACCUUAAAAAAUGGAUGGACACUAGUCGCCAACGUCCUGAUGCAGUCUGUGCUUCUCCUGGAAGCCAGAGAGGCAAGCAAAUAAGGGACAGCACUUCUUUCAACCGCUGCAAGGCAAAGACAAACAGAGCCAAGAAGGGAGCAGCACGACUUUGAGAUGUUGAGGACGACAAGGAGUCGACUGUGUUCCCAGGACGUCAAGGAGAUGACUGUCCAGGUUUAGAAAAGGAAAUCAAUGCAAACCGCUACAUUGAGACUGUCAGUUUCCUCUUUCACACUUUUUGUGUGACGUAUAUAUGCGCUGACUCAAUUCAUACUAGAUAACAUGAAUAGCAUAAAUGUGUGUUUGAACAAUGACAAGCAUCCAAAGGGAGCAAUUUUUAAAUUGAAAGAAUUUGUUCAUUUAACUUCUACACUUUGUUUUAUUGCUCUAUCAAUAUUACAUGAAUAUAGUGUCAAUAAUAAGUGUUAUCGUAAGUUUAUAUGACUUCUGAUAACCUGAUAAGAAGGUCCAAAUAACAUCUGCAUUUAUUUUGGUGGAAAUCUUUAAUUCUGUGGAAUAGAUUUAAAGAUGGUACAGUGUGCUGGUAGUACUACUCUCUUAUUGGCAACUGUUAGUAUUAUCUAAACAAUAUCUCAAAUAUUUAAUAAAUAUAACACAAAAGGGCGAUUAUGGGAUACAAUUGGUUAACAGCCACAGACUAGAUGAAGUCUGCAGAUGAUCCUUUUUUCCACUUCUGCACAUUUUUGUGUACAGUUACAUAACUGUUAGCUACUUCCAAUAAACAGCAUGACAUGUUUACCCAUA